This is a messenger RNA of Phragmites australis (common reed), 2149 nucleotides long. Its product is annotated as folylpolyglutamate synthase-like. The record is from RefSeq and is a predicted model, not a curated record. Gene Ontology annotation, molecular function: ATP binding; tetrahydrofolylpolyglutamate synthase activity. Gene Ontology annotation, cellular component: mitochondrion; cytoplasm; cytosol. The coding region runs from base 58 to 1827 and encodes 589 amino acids. The transcript is spliced from 16 exons. NCBI's taxonomy places the organism in Eukaryota, Viridiplantae, Streptophyta, Magnoliopsida, Poales, Poaceae. Gene Ontology annotation, biological process: tetrahydrofolylpolyglutamate biosynthetic process.
CCAUAAAACAGACUGAUCCACUCCGCGCCACACGAUUGGCGAGCGAGCGAACCAGCGAUGCGCGCGGGCGGCGGCGCGAGCCCAGGACCCGCGCCACUCUCCACAUUACUAGUGCCUGCCGCCUCCUCCGCCACCGUCGCCAUGCCCCCGCCCCGCCUCUCCCACCUCCGCCGCCUCCUGCUCCCGCUACGCUCGGCCCCUCCCCGCCCGCUCUCCUCCAACCCCAGCCGCCCCCUCCCCCUCCUCCGCCCGCCCCUCAGCCCCUCCCUCCUCCUCCUCCCCCGCGCCAUGGCCGGCACCGCGCACGCAGGUGUGGUGACGGGAUCGGCGGAGUACGAGGAGGUGCUCGGGUGCCUCGCGUCACUGAUCACGCAGAAGGUUCGCGCGGGCACCGGCAACCGCGGCAACCGGUGGGAGCUCAUGGCCAAGUACGUGCAGAUACUGGAGCUGGAGGAGUCGAUCGAGCAGUUGAAGGUGGUGCACGUUGCCGGGACAAAAGGGAAGGGUUCGACAUGCACAUUUUCUGAGUCAAUCCUUCGAUCAUGUGGAUUCCGCACUGGAUUGUUCACCUCACCACACUUGAUGGAUGUCCGCGAGCGAUUUCGGCUUGAUGGGCUGGACAUUUCGGAAGAAAAGUUUAUAAGGUACUUCUGGUGGUGCUGGAACAAGCUGAAGGACAAGACUAGCAAUGAUAUUCCAAUGCCAGCCUACUUUCGGUUCCUUGCACUGCUAGCAUUCAAGAUCUUUUCUGAUGAACAGGUGGAUGUAGCUCUGCUCGAGGUUGGUUUGGGAGGGAAAUAUGAUGCAACAAAUGUGGUCAGAGCACCUGUUGUUUGUGGAAUAUCAUCCCUUGGAUACGAUCAUAUGGAAAUUCUUGGAAAUACACUUGGAGAAAUUGCUGGAGAGAAGGCCGGAAUACUUAAGAAAGGAGUUCCGGCCUAUACAGUUCCACAGCCAGAAGAGGCAAUGUCUGUACUGAUGCACCGAGCGUCUGAAUUGGGUGUUUCUCUCCGAGUAGUCCAGCCUUUGGAUCCUCAGAAAUUAGAAGAUCAACCUCUUGGACUGCAUGGUGAGCACCAAUACAUGAAUGCAGGCCUUGCAGUUGCGUUGGCUAAUACCUGGCUUGAGAGGCAAGGAUAUUUGGACCGAAUACAUGGCAAACAUUCUGGUACCUUGCCAGAUCAGUUCAUCGAAGGGCUGUCAAGUGCUUGUUUGCAAGGCCGAGCACAGAUUAUUCCAGAUCCACAAUUGAACUCAGAACAUGAUAAGCAUAGAAAUUCUUCAUUGGUUUUCUAUUUGGAUGGGGCACAUAGCCCAGAAAGCAUGGAAAUAUGUGCAAGGUGGUUUUCCCAUGUUACGAAUAGCGAUGGAGUGAAAGAAGUUUCUUCGGAGCAACCUCAUAGUGGCAAUAAUUCUAAAAAGAUUCUUCUGUUCAAUUGCAUGACUGUAAGAGAUCCUCAGAGAUUACUUCCACGUCUUCUAGACACAUGUGCUCAAAACGGGCUCCACUUUGAGCAGGCCUUAUUUGUGCCAAACCAAUCACAGUACAACAAGCUUGGUUCCCUUGCAUCACCACCUUCAGAGCGUGAGCAAAUUGAUUUGUCAUGGCAGUUGUCACUCCAAAGGGUGUGGGAAAGCCUGCCUCAUAGCAAUAAAGGUCUAAAUGGUGCAAACUCAAUUAGGACUAGCUCAGUUUUUGAGUCUCUUCCACUGGCAAUCAAGUGUCUAAGGGAAACUGCUCAACAAAACCCAUCGACUCAAUUUCAGGUCUUAGUUACUGGAUCCCUGCACCUCGUUGGUGAUGUCUUGAGAUUGCUCAGGAAGUAACUUCAUUUGGAACGGCACAUGGUUCAGAUUGAAGUGGCUGCUUACAGAAUCAUUAACUGGAGCCUAUUUUGAUUUAGGAUACACAAUAUAUGACCUGGUUGGAAAAAUGGAAGAAAUUGAAAGGCGUUUUGAUUCUGAUGCCAAGCAACUGUAAACUUGUUCUAUUUCUUCAGUUUUUUUUCUUCUUUUUUUGGGCAAUGUGUGCCACUGCAGCCUAAGUCCAGAAGAAUGCAACCCAAUUUUGAAAUGUACAAUCAGUGAAUAAUAUCAUAUCAGGCAUAUCAUUAAUAUAUACUUGUCUGGAAAAGUAAUGUUUUCUACA